UGAGGACUCUGCGUUGCCCCUUCCGCUUCCUCUUAUCCCCCUUCGGAGGAAGGGCAGGCGGUGUGACCUUAACCACACAGAGAAGAGGGCAGCACCAGCUGGUGGUCUGGAUACACAGCCCUCUGCCUAGUGAACAAGCCCAGCCCCAGCUUUAGCCUUGAAAGCAGCCAACAGGGAAACAGGCCCUUUCACUGAGGCUCCUACCAGGGGGGCACAGGCAGAGUCAGGGGCCGGCAGAGUGGCCAGGAGCUCAGAGUUCCUUCUCGGACAGGUGUACGCAACUGCAGGAUGUGGCACCUCAUAAGCCUCUUACUGUUCAUGGCCACCUGGCAAAUCUCUGGCACACCAUCUACUGAUUUGGUGUUCUCCAGCAGCCAGCAUGCCCACCAGGUGCUGAGGAUCCGCAAGCGUGCCAACACCUUCCUGGAGGAGCUGAUGCCAGGCAGCCUGGAGCGGGAGUGCAUGGAGGAGACCUGCGACCUGGAGGAAGUCCAAGAGAUUUUCAAAAACGUGGACAACACGCUGGAAUUCUGGUCCAAGUACCACGACGAGGACCAGUGCGCGUCCCCGCCGGCAGGGCACGCGUGCGAUAGCGCAUGCUGCGGCAACGGCGAGUGCAUCGACGGCAUCGGCAGCUUCCGCUGCGACUGCAGAGUAGGCUGGGAGGGCCGCUUCUGCGCGCACGAGGUGCUCUUCUCCAACUGCUCGGUGGACAACGGCGGCUGCGCGCACUACUGCUCGGAGGAGGAGGGCGGGCGCCACUGCAGUUGCGCCCCCGGCUACCGGCUGGGGGACGACUUCAUGCUGUGCGAGCCCACAGUGACGUUUCCCUGUGGGAGGACAGCGAAGAAGUUCAACAGUUUGAAGCGUGAUGUAGACCAAGUUGACCCCCGUCUUGUCAAUGGGAAGCCGACCAAACGGGGACAGAGUCCCUGGCAGGUUGCCCUGCUGGACUCCAAGAAGAGGCUGGCCUGCGGAGGGGUACUUAUCCACCCCUCCUGGGUGCUGACCGCGGCUCACUGCAUGGAGGAAGCCAGGAAGCUCAUCGUCAGGCUCGGGGAGUACGACCUGCGGCGCCGGGAGAAGUGGGAAGUGGACCUGAACAUCCAGCAGGUUCUCAUACAUCCCAACUACAGCAGGAGCACCAGUGACAACGACAUCGCGCUGCUGCGCCUAGCCAAUCCCGCCCCUUUCUCACAGACCAUUGUACCCAUCUGUCUCCCGGAUAACGGUCUCUCGGAGCGCGAGCUCACCCAAGCUGGUCAGCAGGUGGUAGUGACAGGCUGGGGCUAUCUCAGUGAGACCAGGAAGAACCGCACCCACAUCCUCAACUUCAUCACGAUCCCUUUGGUCCAGCGUGAGAAGUGCAUUCAGGUUAUGCACAAUGUGGUCUCAGAGAACAUGCUGUGUGCAGGCAUCCUCGGGGACUCGCGGGACGCUUGCGAGGGUGACAGCGGUGGGCCCAUGGUCACCUCCUUCCAUGACACCUGGUUCCUGGUGGGCCUUGUGAGCUGGGGUGAGGGCUGCGGGCGCCUGCACAACUUUGGCAUCUACACCAAAGUCAGCUGCUACCUUAACUGGAUCCACAGUCACAUAGGGGCCAAGGACACCUCCCUCCAAAGCCAGGCUCCAUAGCAUCGGCCCUCCUCCCUGCUCAUGGAAUGGGAGCUGGGCCGUUGAAUGGCCUUCAGUGGAACAGGCAGCAAGCACAUAGCCUGCUACUGUGUCCUUCCAUCCCUCUUCUGGGCUAUUGUGAAGUUACAUGCAUGGAGCACCUACUGUCUGCCCCAGACUUUAUGAGGAGAUUCUCAUUUAACUGCCACAGCACCUCUGUGAGGGGUGGAAGGGCAGAUGCAAGCUUUGUGGGGUCUCAAUCUGAUCAAAAAUAAAAAAUUGCUGGAGCCCGUCCCAGGGCCUUGGAAGAGGCCUAUGCAUGUUAGGCUCCUGAAGCUUAAGCUUCAGAAGCUUUAGAAUAAGCUAUACUAUGGAGGUAGAUGUUUUCAUCACUUACUGCAGAUGAGGAAACACACUCAGGAAAGUUUACAAGGUGGAGCCAAGAUUCAAGUCUCGAGACUUGACUGCAAGCCCUGAGUGUGCCUCUCUGCUCCCCACUUGCCCUGGAGGGCAGCUGCUUGAGGCAUUGGUGGGGGUCAGGGGCCAAAGGCCCUGCUGGGCAGGUGGCUGCAGCCCAGAAGUUCACAGCAUGGCUGGAGAUGCUGUGUAAGAACAGUCACGCAACAAUGAUGAGCAGUAAGCAAGAGGUGUAACCAGUCCUGUAAGCAUAACUGGAUAAGACAGAAAUAAAUUAGGAUCCCUGAAUUGAAAUCAUUAAGUACCUGAUAGAAAGGGAUGGUGGUGAGACAGAGCAGGGAAAUUAGGCCUAAAGUGCUCAGUGGCCUCAGGAAAAUCAGUUCUCUCUGGGCGUCAAUACAGUGAAGGGGCUGGGUGAGAGCAGUGGUUCUCAGCCUGGACUGCACAUCUUAAUUUCCUGGGGUGCUUUUAAAAACCUGUGACCAGUCCCACCCUGAGAUUCUUAAUUGAUGGUUUGGGCGGGGUGGGGGGUGGGGAACCCAGGCAUUGGUAUUUGUAAAAUUUCCUGAGUGACUGUAGCAGCUGAGGUUGAAAGCUCCUGGACCAGUUGGUUGGUCUUUGGGAUCUUUUCUGCAUGGUAGGCUCUAGUUUUGAGACCAAGACAAUGAGAAUAACAACCAGGGAAGUACAGCGCAGCUCAGUCAGAGAGGGAGGACUUGACUUGUGAUUGCACUCACUUUUCCGGACACAACUGCUGCUUACAGAGCAGAGGGGAUACUAGAACCCGCUGAACGAGUUAUGAGCAGCCACAAGGUAGACAGUCCUCAGACCAGGCCUGCAGGAGCCAUCUCCUAAUCCAUGGGGGAAGGGUUAGGGAUAGGUGGGGACUGACUGGAAGCAGGAGGAAGGUAGGCCCAGGGCUGAAAUCACUUGCUCACAGUGAGCGGGCCAGUGUCCGCCACACUUGCAGUGGGAGAUGGUGGAUGAAGAGAAUGACAGAGCCAGAGGUCUUUUCUCCUACUAAAGAUCCCCUACGUAGACUUCCUGUCAAGAUGGUUAAGUAGCAUGGGUUGCUGGCGCCCUCCCCAAAAUCACCUGGAGAGAAACAGAGAAGUGAGAGGAAGCUCGAAUUUCCAGGAACAACAGCACUGAUAAUCACCCCACUUUGAGGGCCUUGGUGUCAAAAGGCUGCCUUGACAGGCUGCAUGUGGCAAUUGGAUGGCUGCGGCCAGGGCUGUGUGACCAGAGAGAUCUCAGGACAGGCUGGAGGGAAAGUUUAAGUCCUGUUUCUGCCUCUCUUCCACAUUGCCCUGGGAGUAUCACUGUUGCCCCUUCACUACAGAAAGUGGCAGUAACAGCCCAAGCCAAGUGACAAGGCUAAAGCCCUGGUGAGGUGAGGGAAUAUUGAAAAUAGGUGUGAGCUGACCAUUUCUUCAAGCAUUCACGCCUCUAUCCCCAACCCUUAACUCAGGGAGACAGUCUCUUCCACAUACUGGUUUUUCUUAAGAGUUUACAGGAGGGGCUGCCUAGAAAGGGAAAGCAACGGAAGAUGAUUCAAAACAAUCCUCUAGAGCCAUGGAACUCCACCUGGGCUGUACCUCCUAGUCCCCAUGUUUAUAUGCAGCAAAAGUGAUGUAGACUAGGGCCCAACCUGCACCCCUUACCAAUGCACAACACCGGAAAGAGUAGUUGAUAUCCCCUCCUCAAAAGAAAUGAGCUCAUAGGUCAAAAUAACAAGACACCCAAGGGUAUCAACCACUACAAAAGGGAACAAUCUGAGCGAUGAAUCCCAAUCAGAGGUAGAAUCAUUGGAACUGAUGAACCAAUGAUUUUUAAAGAAUUAAGGGAGAACAUCGACAAAAUGAAGAACAUGAGUGGAAAUCUUAGAUAUUGAAAUGUUGAAAUAAGUAGAAGAAAGAAAUAGCAAGGUGGAUAUUACUGAAGAACAAAUUAGUGAGUUGGAAGAUUAGAUUGAGAUACUGUACCACAGGGAUCAGAAAAGGAUAAAGAAAAAUAAAAGCUAAGUAAUGCAGUUAAUAGAAGUAGAAAUUCCAACAGUUGGAUAAUAAAAGUCAUAGAAAGAUGACACAUUUUAAUCAAAGGACAAAGACAGGGAGAAUCUCGAAAGCAGAAAAAGAGAAGCAACUUGUCACAUACAAGGAAUCCUCAAUAGGAUUAGUAGCCAUUUUCUCAUCAGAAACCAUAAAGGACAGAGGCAGUGGUAUGAUAUAUUUAAAGUAUGGAAAGAAAAAAAAUCUGUCUACCAAGAAUUCUAUAUCUGGCAAAACUAUUCAUUAAAAAUGAAGGAGAAAUUAAGACAUCUCAAGAUAAAAAAAAAAGCUGACGGAGUUCAUCACUAGUAGACUUGCUCUACAGGAAAUGCUACAGGUAGUCCUUCAGGCUGAAAUGAAAUAACACUAGAGAGUAAUUUGAAGCCAUGAAGAAAUAAAGAACUCUGGCAUUCUUUACAUUUUAUUUACAUAGGUAAAACAAAAGCCAGAAUUGUAUUUUUGGUUUCUAGAAGUUGUCCAUUUCCUCUAGGUUUGCAGAUUUGUUGGAGUAUUCCAUAAUACUUUCUUAUGAACCUUUUUAUUUCAGUUGGGUCUGUUGUAAUGUCCCCCAUUGCAUUCCUUAUUUGGGCUAUUUGCACCCGCUCCUGUUUUUCAUUUGUCAAUUUGGCCAGUGGUUUGCCGAUUUUGGAAGCCCUGGUGGUAUAGUGGUUAAGUGCUAUGGCUUCUAACAAAAAGGUCAGCAGUUUGAAUCCACCAGGUGCUCCUUGGAAACUAUGGGGCAGUUCUACUCUGUCCUAGAGGGUUGCCAUGAAUCAGAAUUGACUCGACAGCAAUGGGUUUGGGUUUUGUCGAUUUUGUUGAUCCUUUUAAAGAACCAACUUUUGGUCUUGUUGAUACUUUCCAUUGCUUUUGUGUUCUAUAUUUCAUUUAUUUCUGCUCUGAUCUUUACUAUAUCCUUUCUUCUGGUGGCUGUGGGCUUCAUUUGCUGUUAGAGAGAGAUCUUAAAUGUGGUUGCAAAAGGCUAAAUUUGGUAAGCACUGAUAUAUACAUCUUAUUUUAGUGAGGUGAAAAAUAGGAGUUAGGUAGAGAAGUGUCUUGGAAGAACUACAACGAGAAUGCUCCUUAAAAGCAAGGAUGGUGAGACUACGUCUCACAUACUUUGGACAUGUUAUCAGGAGGGAUCAGUCACUGGAGAAGGACAUCAUGCUUGGUAAAGUAGAGGAUCAUCAAAAAAGAGGAAGACCGUCAAUGGAAUGGUUUGACACAGUGGCUGCAACAGUGGACACAGGCAUAGCAACAAUUGUGAGGAAGGCGCAGGACGGGGCAGUGUUUUGUUCUUUUGUGCACAGGGUUUCUAUGAGUCGGAGUUGACAGCAUCUAACAACAGGUAAAGAAGGGGAAGGAACAUUUUGCUCACAGGCAUAUACUUAAGAGAUCUUGGCAUGCUUAAGAACAGGGAGUGGUUUAGCCUGGUGGCUUGUGGGGCACAAAGUGAGGUAUAGAGGGAGGAAAGGCUAGAGAGAUUUGCAGGAUUGGAACCUUCUCCUUCUCUGUUCCAGUGCCUUGCGUUACCUUUUAAGAUUAAUUCCCAUAGUCACAACUCACCAGUAAGCUUCUUGAUGGUAGAGACCAGGCUAUCAUCCUUUAUGUGCUUUUCAAUAUUCAAUGAUUGCCAAAUAAGCAAGGCAGAGAGUGAGAUUCAAAGCAAGGAGAGUUUGAGAGACAAACUGACCAAUCGUGGCUGGUGAAACAAAAGGCUUCUAGAAGAAGGUGAGGAGAGCGCAUCUCAAGUGCAUGGACAGCAUAAAUAAAGGAACUGAAGUGAGAACACACCUGUCUGGAGUGCGGGUCAGUGCAGACAGACCUGGCUAGAGGGUAGACAACACACUGGGGAGCAGAAACCAAGAAAGAAAUUGGACCAAGAUCACUAGAGGAUCUCUCUGUCAUCAAUGGAGUGCCCCAUGGCAGGCUAUAAGUUUCUCCUGGCAGACCCAGCAGCCACUAAUGCCAUCACCUCUUUUUAGUUCCUCCUUGGUUCCCCCUCCACCCCGUCUUUGGUCUUUUUACAUAGGAGAAAUCACCUUCUGAAGAGUUGGAGUAUUCUACAUCUCUGGGACUACCCUUGUCCCACCACUACUACCAUUUCCAUUUCCUAUGUUCUUUCACUUCUCACUUUCUAGAGCUUGCAGAAAAAAAAAGGCAAAGGGACAGAGAAUUUAGGAGGGAGAAGAACAAGGUGAGUAUGGGGAAGAAAAGUGAAGGGCAGACAGAAAAAGUGAGGAACGAUUGAGAAUGGGCUUGAAAAGUGUCUAACUCCAAACUCUACCCACACUCUACCAUAGGGUUAGUGUUAGGUCAUUAUCCAAAAGGUAUUCCAGAUUUGACAAUUGAUUUCCCAGGAGGGAACAGGUGGUGAGAACACACAUAGUGUUAUAGAGAUGAGGGUGAGCUAGAAUGAUGUAAACACAAACAUCUGUCAAGUUGUCUCUGACUCAUGGUGACUCCAUGUGUGUCAAAGUAGAACUGUACUCUGUAGAGUUUUCAGUGGCUGAUUUUUUGAAACUUGAUUGCCAGGCGUUACUUCCGAGGUGAUCUGGGUGGACUUGAACCUCCAAGCUUUUGGUUAACUGCUGGGUGGGCUAACCAUUUGUACCACACAGAGACUUCAAGAAUAAUGUAGGGACCAUUAAAAAGAAUGGAACAUUGGAUGGAAGAAUGCUUCUUGCUAGGUCUUAAUUUAGGGGGUGGGAUGUAUUUAGGGAUUAUUUUUUUAAAGCCAAUGUAGGAAGAAUCUCCAGAAUGGCAGAGAAAGGACUUCCAAAAAUCUGCUCCUCCAUAAAAGCAACAAGAAUACUGGCCAAAAUUAACUUUUUCAAAACUCUGGAAAUUAACUAAAGGCUCACAAUAAUCUGAGUAAUGUUAAACAAAAAACAACCUGAACCUCAGAACAGUGAGCUUUGUGAUGCUUUAACUUGCCCUAAUCCCAUCCCCUUCUCUCCAGCUUAAUGGUAACCUUGAAAACCCAAAACCUCACAAUUAUGGUAGCUGUGAAAACCAGCAGCUUAGCAGCUACUAGAGAGGACAGAAA
This is a messenger RNA of Loxodonta africana (African savanna elephant), 7131 nucleotides long. It is a transcript of the gene PROC, whose product is annotated as protein C, inactivator of coagulation factors Va and VIIIa. Gene Ontology annotation, biological process: proteolysis; blood coagulation; negative regulation of blood coagulation. Gene Ontology annotation, cellular component: extracellular region. Gene Ontology annotation, molecular function: serine-type endopeptidase activity; calcium ion binding. Lineage: Eukaryota; Metazoa; Chordata; Mammalia; Proboscidea; Elephantidae. The record is from RefSeq and is a predicted model, not a curated record. The transcript has 8 exons. Bases 289 to 1635 code for a protein of 448 amino acids.